Messenger RNA from Tetrahymena thermophila SB210, 621 nucleotides. RefSeq lists its product as hypothetical. The record is from RefSeq and is a predicted model, not a curated record. The transcript has 8 exons. Gene Ontology annotation, molecular function: protein binding. Gene Ontology annotation, biological process: positive regulation of MHC class II biosynthetic process; positive regulation of transcription by RNA polymerase II; positive regulation of MHC class I biosynthetic process. Lineage: Eukaryota; Ciliophora; Oligohymenophorea; Hymenostomatida; Tetrahymenidae.
AUGCCUAUUUUAUUUACAAAAGGCAAAAUAAAGCUUUAAAUUCACAUAAUUUGCAAUUAAAUUGAUGAUAAAGGUGCAUCAGACUUAGGUUCUGUUUUAGCAAAUUGCAUUAAUCUCUCAAAUUUAACACUUUUACUUUAUUGCAAUUAAAUUGGUGCAACGGGUGCAUCAGGCUUAGGUUCUGGUUUAGCAAAUUGCAUUAAUCUCUCAAAUUUAACACUUAAUAUUAGUUGCAAUUAAAUUUGUGCAACGGGUGCAUCAGACUUAGGUUCUGGUUUAGCAAAUUGCAUUAAUCUCUCAAAUUUAACACUUAAUAUUAGUGCCAAUUAAAUUGGUGAUAAAGGUGCAUCAGGCUUAGGUUCUGGUUUAGCAAAUUGCAUUAAUCUCUCAAAUUUGACACUUCUGCUUUUUUGCAAUUAAAUUGAAGCAACGGGUGCAUCAGGCAUAGGUUUUGGUUUAGCAAAUUGCAUUAAUCUCUCAAAUUUGAUACUUGAUCUUUGUUACAAUAAAAUUGGUGCAAGAGGUGCAUCAGGCUUAGGUUCUGGUUUAGCAAAUUGCACUAAUCUCUCAUAUUUGGCACUUAACCUUAAGUAAAAACAGUUUAUUUGUUUUGGAUUGUGA